Messenger RNA from Leopardus geoffroyi (Geoffroy's cat), 3227 nucleotides. RefSeq names its product piwi-like protein 1. Gene Ontology annotation, biological process: regulatory ncRNA-mediated gene silencing. The record is from RefSeq and is a predicted model, not a curated record. The transcript has 20 exons. Gene Ontology annotation, cellular component: P granule. Gene Ontology annotation, molecular function: protein binding; piRNA binding. Lineage: Eukaryota; Metazoa; Chordata; Mammalia; Carnivora; Felidae. The coding region runs from base 1 to 2811 and encodes 936 amino acids.
AUGAGGGUUGGGGCUGGUCGGGCCUUGCUGACUGUGGGAGCGUCCCGCAAGGAGGCCAAGCUAGACCUACUGCCCUUUGGUGGCCAAGGCGAGGUACAGGGCCAGUCCCGGGAAAGGCUGACCCUUUCAGAGAGGAGCUUUGCCCCUCUGACCCCGCGGAUGACAGUAAUGUCAGGUCGGGCCAGGACCCGAGCCCGAGGCCGCGCGCGAGGUCGGGCGCCCUCUCAACCCACCCUGCCGCCGGGAGCCGCCGCGCCUCCGCCGCCGGGAGCCGCCGCGCCUCCGCCGCCGGGAGCCGCCGCGCCUCCGCCGCCGGGAGCCGCCACAGCGUUGUACUUAACAUUGUCCUUUGUUUACAUUUCCAUUUGUUUUUUAUCACAUAAAAUUCAUGGUUUUUGCAUUUGUUUCUGUGCAGAGGAACUUCAGCUGGGGGCUGGAUUGCAGGCAUUGUCACUGAAGGGGAAAAGGGGUCUUGGAGCCAUUUUUCAAGACCAGGUGGUGAAUACCCGACAGUACUUGGAACAUGUGAAAGACUCCACAACAGGAACGCAAGGUAGAGUGGUAAAGCUAUUCACCAACCAUUUCCGAGUGACCUCUCGUCCUGAACUCCUCACGUAUAAGUAUAACAUUGAUUACAUGCCAGAGAUUGAAGAUGGAAAAGUUCGUACAGAUUUGCUUUGCCAGCAUAAACAUGUAAUUGGAGAGUGUCACAUAUUUGAUGGGAACUCUUUAUUACUGCCUCAUAAACUACAAAAGCAGAAAACAGAACUGGUCAGCCGAUGGGGCAAAAAGAUUGUGAAGGUCACCAUUGAAUUCUGCAGUGAACUCAAACCCACCUCACUGGACUGCUUACGUUAUUACAACAUUCUCUUUAGAAAGAUUUUGAAGAUGAUGGAUUUGAAGCAAGUUGGUCGCAACUAUUACAACGAGAAUGAGGCCACAGAGUUCCUCAAUCAUAAGCUGGUAAUCUGGCCUGGAUAUAGUACUUCUAUUCUUGAGUAUGAAACCAGCAUUACCCUCUGUGCUGAUGUGAACCAUAAACUGCUCCGAAUGCAAACUGCUUAUGAUCUAAUAAUGCAUGUUGAUAACAAAUCCCAAAGGAAAGAUGCUAAGGAAAUCUCUAAAGAAUUAGUUGGAUCAAUUGUUUUUACAAAGUAUAACAAUAGAACCUAUCGGGUGGAUGCUAUUAAUUGGGUGGAGACUCCCAGAAGUACAUUUAAGAAAUCAGGUGGUGAGGAAAUCACCUUUGUAGACUACUACAAGGAGCAACAUGGUCUAGUGGUUACUGACCUAACUCAGCCACUUUUGGUCAGCAAAGGCAAAUGGAAAAAGAGCCAACAGGACACGCCCCAUGAGCCUAUAAUGCUGGUUCCUGAGCUAUGCUACCUGACAGGUCUAACAGAUGAAAUGCGUAAAGACUACAGAGUGAUGAGAGACUUGGCUAUGCAUACAAGGUUGGAUCCAGAAAAAAGGCAGCAUGAAUUACAAAGAUUCAUGAAUAUUGUACAAAAAAAUAAGAGUGCACAAAGGGAACUCCAACUUUGGGAUUUGAAAUUUGACCCCAACUUCGUGUCUUUCUCAGGAAGAAUUAUGAAAGAAGUAAGAAUUCUUCAAGGAAGCAGAGCGUUCAAUUCCCAUCCACAAUUUGCAGAUUGGUCAAAAGAAACUAGAAGUGGACCUUUACUCAAUGUGAAGUCACUAGAUCAUUGGCUAGUGCUAUAUCCUAGGAGAAAUUAUGGAGCAGCCUUGUCCUUGCUACAGAGCCUACGGAAAGUUACACCCACCAUGGGCAUAGCUAUGAGAGACGCAAAAAUGCUUGAAGUAAAUGAUACAGUCCAAUCCUAUACAACCAUCUUAGAAAACCAUGUGUCAUCCAAAACACAGAUGGUCCUUUGUGUGCUGUCCAGUGACAGGAAAGACCUGUAUGAUGGCAUUAAAAAAUACCUGUGCGUCAAUUGCCCCAUCCCAAGCCAGUGUGUGGUGGCACGGACCUUAGACAAACCCCAGACGCUGAUGACCAUUGCUACAAAGAUUGCCCAGCAGAUGAACUGCAAGAUGGGAGGAGCCCUCUGGAAGGUGGAAACAGGAUUACGGAAUGCAAUGUUCGUCGGUAUUGACUGUUUCCACGAUAUUGUAAAUCGACGGAAGUCCAUUGCAGGCUUCGUGUCCAGCGUCAAUCAGGAAUUAACACAGUGGUUCUCUCAGUGUGUCUUCCAAGAAGCGGGGCAGGAGCUUGUGAGUGGGCUGAAAGCCUGCUUGGAAGCUGCCCUGAAGCUCUGGUAUAAACAUAAUCUAUUUCUGCCACAAUCCAUCAUUGUGUAUCGGGAUGGAGUGGGGGACGGUCAGCUUCAAGCACUGAUUGAACACGAAGUACCACAGAUUCGGUCCUCCUUAAAAUCUGUUUACGGCGACGAGUCUAAGGUCCGACUAACUGUCGUUGUGGUGAAGAAACGAAUAAAUACCAGAUUUUUUGCUGAGUAUCAAGGAAGACUUCAAAAUCCACUUCCAGGAACGGUUAUUGAUGUGGAGGUGACCAAGAGGCAAUGGUAUGACUUUUUUAUCGUGAGCCAGUCUGUGAAAGAUGGUACUGUCACUCCCACUCACUAUAAUGUUAUCCAUGACACUGUUCACUUCACCCCAGAUGGAAUACAGUGUCUAACUUACAGACUAUGCCACAUGUAUUAUAAUUUGUCAGGUGUCAUUCGAGUCCCUGCUCCUUGUCACUAUGCCCAUAAACUGGCUUACCUUGUGGGCCAGAGUAUCCACCAAGAACCACACUAUUCCCUGGCAAGCCGUCUCUUUUACCUGUGACCCACAGAAGAGAGCCUGACGACUUGUUGAAAGCCACCAUUUGUGAACUUAUUUUUCCUUUUUAAGUUGUCCUUCUGAGAUACUUUCCUCGAUGCAGUUUUAAAUUAUAAUCAUUAUUGGUUAGACAUGAGGGUUCAGAGUGGCGCAUGCUUUGGGCAAUACUACCACUGACUGAACAUGACCCUUCUAUUUUCCAGGCAGGAAAAUGGGCUGUGAGGGUUUUGUCUUGCAAUCCACCUUUGAAAUGCAUUACAGUGACUUUAUGAUUGACCAUGCCUGAACACUUGGUGUUCUGAGCAAGUUACUGUACUCAGUGUAGUGGCUGGACAUUAGUCACGUGCACAGGUAGAUUAUACUUGGAAAAUAAUACCUUUUUGAAACACUUAGCUCUUAAAGAACAGCAAAGCUCUAAAAAA